Anguilla rostrata (American eel) is the source of this 5148-nucleotide messenger RNA. Its product is annotated as GTPase HRas. The record is from RefSeq and is a predicted model, not a curated record. The coding region runs from base 623 to 1192 and encodes 189 amino acids. Gene Ontology annotation, cellular component: plasma membrane. NCBI's taxonomy places the organism in Eukaryota, Metazoa, Chordata, Actinopteri, Anguilliformes, Anguillidae. Gene Ontology annotation, molecular function: GTP binding; GTPase activity; GDP binding. The transcript is spliced from 6 exons. Gene Ontology annotation, biological process: Ras protein signal transduction.
AAAUUUGUUUUAAAACCUGAAGAGAUAAACACAUCUACUAAGACUAGCAAUAAGAUAAGAUUUAAACUAACAUAAUUUUUGUUGUCUAUUAACCUUAUCACCCAUGUGCUUGGGAGGGUUUUGUUAACACAGUUGUGAUGAAAUUUAAUACUAGCUGAAAUAUUUCUUUGUACGUAUAUAUGCGUUGAAUGAAUCUUGUAGAAAACAUCCGACAGAGUAGCUAUGCAGUACGUUGGCUAUCCAAGCGAUAGCCUAUUGAAGGGAUUGCCCAUAUUGCCGGGGUGGCUCUGUCGUAGAGGUUGGGCGUGGGCUGCUGCAUUCUCCCCUCAUUUUCUUUGCACAUUUGUUCGUUGUAUUCUGACCUCACUGGGAGAAGUGAACGCGUGCUCAGCGAAUGGGCCAUUCCCAGGGGCAGUACUGCUUAGAGUAAAUUAAAACGAGGCAACAUUUGAAUGUAUUUUUUGCAGCAGAAGCAGCUGUGGUGAGGCGAAGGGAGCUGACCACCAACCUCUGGAUUUUUGUUUUCGUUUGGUGUGCUAAUUGAGAGCGUUGGCAGGAUCCCUUCUGCUAAUUUGAAGAACGGUGUUUGCUGUGAGUAUACACGUAGUGCUGAUCUCUCAGGAUGACGGAGUAUAAGCUGGUGGUGGUUGGAGCAGGUGGCGUGGGAAAGAGUGCGCUCACCAUCCAGCUCAUCCAGAACCACUUUGUGGAUGAGUACGACCCCACAAUUGAGGACUCCUACAGGAAGCAGGUGGUGAUUGACGGGGAGACGUGCCUGCUGGACAUCCUGGACACAGCGGGUCAGGAGGAGUAUAGCGCCAUGCGGGACCAGUAUAUGAGGACUGGGGAAGGCUUCCUCUGUGUCUUUGCCAUUAACAACACCAAGUCCUUUGAGGACAUUCACCAGUACAGAGAGCAGAUCAAACGGGUGAAGGACUCGGACGACGUGCCCAUGGUGCUGGUGGGCAACAAGUGCGACCUCCCGGCUCGCACGGUGGACACGCGGCAGGCGCAGGAUCUGGCCCGCAGCUACGGAAUUCCCUACAUCGAGACCUCGGCCAAGACGCGCCAGGGAGUGGAAGAUGCCUUCUACACGCUAGUCCGUGAGAUCAGGCAGCACAAGCUGAGGAAACUGAACCCGCCUGAUGAGAGUGGCCAGGACUGCAUGAAUUGCCGUUGUGUGGUGUCAUGACCAGCCCCAGCGUGACAGGUGUCCAACAGAGACAGGCAGAGUGGAGAUGAACUGAAGAAGGCGCUGCAACAAUAGUGUGAGAACAAAACCAGGGCAUCUGUCUGACGCCAGCUCUGAUUGGCUGGCGGGGCCCCUGACUGCAGUUUUCACUGGCUCGAGAGACCCCCUGACUGUGGCUCUCAUUGGCUGGUUGGGCCCCCAACACUUGUCAGGAUUCCCGUGGUCUAACUCCUCCCUGUCUGCCAGAGGCCCAACACUACCGAAUUGUUCAUGUGUGAAAACACUGUGCUAACACUGGGGAAACACCACCAGUCUCGUUACAUUAUUGUUUCAAUGGCCGCAGCACUGUUCUUUACACUGAUGUCUCUGCUCUUGCAGUCCCUGUCCUGUGACACCUUGCCGUCUCCACUUUAUUAGCGACUGGACAGUUGUGGCCACCUCCAACUGUAACCCAUUCAUAUACUCUCUCACAGUCCAUCUCUACCUGCAGGCCAUACUCCACUUCCUCAAAAUGGCCAAAUGGAUCUGAUUCCCUGCUGGUGUCUAAAUUGUUUGCACCGUGGGAUUGUCUCUUUUUAGCCCAAAUUUUAAUAUUUGUUCAUUUUUAAGAAUCAGACUUAUGUAUAGUUUCUUUUAAAUGUGUUGAUCUUGUGUACACAUUUAAAGCAGUCAUGAUAAUUUGAUCUGCUGCCAAAAGAAAGUCUAGAUAGGUGGGUUGGCAGAGUCUGACCAAUAGAACUGUAAAGAUGACCACAGAUAGUAACAACAGGUUAUGUAGGGUAUGUGUGUGGUGGAUGGAGGUUAAUGUAGGGCUGUAUGUGUGUUGUGUAUGGAUGUUGGUGUAGCAUGUAUGUAUGUUGUAGGUGGUGGUGGGUGUAGGGAUGUAUGCGUGCUGUGGCUGGAGGUGGGUGUAGGGGUGUAUGCGUGCUGUGGCUGGAGGUGGGUGUAGGGGUGGAUGUGUGUCGUGUGUAGGUUAGCGUAGGGGUCUGUGUGCUGUGGGUGGGGUUGUAGUGGGUGUAGAGUUGGGUCUUACAGUUAUCUAUGGAUCUGCGGCAUUUAGGUAAAUCACAGCCGUAGGGAUCGCAAUUCCCUCCACCGAGAGAUAUUUGCUUAUCUGCAUUUAUACAUUUAGAAUUUCUUCUCCUUUUCUUGUUCAGUGUGACUGGAUGAUCGCUGCCAUUCUUACAUUUCUCAAACAGCUGCAUGUGUGGGGUUUAGCUGUUAAUUGCUCAGUUUAACUUACAGCUAGGUGUGUGUGGGUAAGCCGCUGCAGCCGGGAAUAGUGCAUGUGACGGGGAGUAUACAAGUCGGCCAUCACUGUGUUCUGACAUGGCUCAGGAAACAAGGUUCUGCAGAUCUUCACUAGUGAUUGUACCGGAAGGGCCUGAGGUGAGGACCAUAGUUCAGUUUCACAGAAAAACAGGGUCUGUCUGCCUGUAGCACAGACUGAAUUCUCCCCACUCAGCUUGACAUCUUGCCUCUCUGUGGCUGUAAAACCCUUUUCUUUCUAGUGAGUGAAAUUAUCGCCUGCUAGAAACCACUUCAGAUUGUAAAUGUUAAAAUCAGCACAGAUUAAAAAAUUGUGUUUAUCUUCUGCUGUGCACACGCUGGUGCACACGGCAUAACUUCCGCCGCUGAAGCUGUGAAUGGUAAUGUCUCAUUAUUUGAAGACCGCCUUAUCCGUGAGCUUCUUUUGGCCUCUAUGUGCAGUGCAGUUUCGAUCUUUUGUCGCAUCUAGACCCUUCCAUUGCAAGCUGAUAGAUUUAGGUUGCAGUAUGGAGGAAAGGAGGAAUUGCGACAAGUUAAAAAUGGAAAAAUUGUUAUUUCUAUAUUUUGGUAGCCAAUAGCCUUUGAAGAGUUGCGGUAGAUAUGAUUUUAUUGUGUGUGUGGGGGGAGGUAGCUUUCAUGCUGAGCAGGAAAAAUGAGAGAUGGAGCUCAUAGGCUUGCAGUGUCAAAAUAGUAAUCGGUUGUGUCUAAACGUUGAUUUUAUCUGUGGUGUUUAAGUGGCUAAAAUUAUUACCCAUCAGGCUUUGCUGGGAAGAGUAUCUCAGACUAAUGGGUUUCUAUUAAAAUGGUACCAUCUAUUUUUCAACCUCCAAUAACUUCCCCUGGAUUCAUUCAACAUUUGUCCUUAGUUUUUAAAUAAAAUAAAGCAUUUUUCAUUACAAAUUACUUUUUUUUUGGUGAUUGCAGAACUUGGGUGAUCUGCAUUUGUGAGGGACAAUUGUUGAUUAACUAUAGGGGUUAUCAUCCUUUCAAGGAAAACAUACUACCUUUAUAAACUUACCCUGUAUAACCCUUUAUAUGAUAAUGUGCUGCUAGGUUGUGCUCUGUGUGUGGGGUGAGUGUGUGUGUGUGCGUUUGGGCGUGUACAUGUGUGUUUGUGUGUGUGUGUGUGUGUUGGGGGUGGGGAGGGCUGUGUUUAGUGGACCAUUUGGAAACUUGAAUUACACGGUAGCACCUCUGAGAUACUAAUGCAUCAGGAAUGGAGGUCAUUAGGAACUCUGAAAUGUUCAGAACUUUAAAUACCAAUUUUAUGAAUGUGAAUCCUUUUUUUAUUUGGUAUCAUGACCUUCAUUACUGUAGCCUUGUUUUUAAAAUAAGCUACUCCUUUUCUUGCUAUGAACUUUAGUUUAAAUAAAAGACAUUUAACUGGUAGUAAUUGGGAUCUCAUUAGAACAUUUGUUUUUUUUAUUUUCUGUUGGCUUUCUGAAUGUAAUCUCUCCUUUUUAGUGACCUUCCAUCUUUUGCCUCAUUUGCAAACUUUCAUUUUUGUCUUCCCCUUCUUUAUAGCAAAGAUGGGUGAUUGUCCCACAUUGUAUUAUUUUGUAAUCAUGCUAAAACAUGCCCCUUUGUCGAAUUUUGAAAGUGACUUGUUUCAAUUUGAUGCUUGCUUUUUUUGCAUUGAUGAUAAAACAAAGCUUGAUAUUGAUAAAGUGUAAUUGCAUGUACUUAUUAUGUUUUGUACCCUGUUUGGUUGACCAAUCGGUCAGUUAUGCUGAGGUUGGUAUUUCUGAGGUGUACUGAACUCAGUUUGUCUCAUUCUUGUGUACAUUUUGUUCUACAUCACCUGCACACACAAUACCUGAGACAUCACCUGCACACCUGAGCACAUGAGGCUUCUAUUUGAUAAGGUGGGGGAAGACAGACACUGUACAGUUUAUUAGCUGUGCUAAACUGAAGGGUUAAACUCACCUCUGUCUUAAACCUGGCUCUUUAGUAUAGACCUCAUAUCAUUGUGCAGAUGACUAGAUGACACAGACUGAUGACGCUCUCCCAUAUUACUCUUGAGAAAUGUUCAAUAAUUUUGAGUACUGUUCGGUAAUGCUCAGUGAUGUCCAGCAGUGUACAGAAAUGCUCAGUAAGGUCAGCUAUGUUCUACCUAUAUUCCACUCAUAAACAUACCAGCCUGGGUCUUGCCAGUCUGUUGGCAUAUGGGUGUGUAGCCCACAUUUGUGUCUGUCAAGAUAUUGGAAUAUGAGGGCAGAAUGUUAUUCAUUCACCUGGUUAUUGUUUGUAGAUUAUGGAAUAGUUUUUAUUUCAUGAUUUUUGAGCCAGGACAGUGCUAAUUGUUUUUUUAGGUUUUUAUUGCACUAAUGUACAUUUAUGGAAUUUGUGUCAUUUCAUAUGUUGUACAAUGGAAAGAAAUAUUACAAAAUUUAAUUUGUACUGUACUGCAUAUAGCACUAUAAUUUAACAUUACAGAAACUAUAACAUCCAUUUCUUGGGUAAAUACUGUGUCUUAAAGAAAUGUGUGCUGUUUUCUAUUUCUCUCACUGUGAUGAUGAUGGAAUCAAGUUGAAUUAUCUUUCAUUAUUUUUGGCAGAAAUGUAUUGAGGCAUAACGGAUUUCCAUUGUCUGACCUUUUAUAACCCUGACCAAUUACCCCGUAACCCUCUGAUCCAAGUUUGUUUGAUGGCAUAGGAAUGAAGUAAAAUAAAACCAUUACACACACA